Melanaphis sacchari is the source of this 974-nucleotide messenger RNA. RefSeq names its product replication protein A 32 kDa subunit-B (gene RPA2). The coding region runs from base 157 to 906 and encodes 249 amino acids. Lineage: Eukaryota; Metazoa; Arthropoda; Insecta; Hemiptera; Aphididae. Gene Ontology annotation, cellular component: DNA replication factor A complex; site of double-strand break; chromosome, telomeric region. The transcript is spliced from 4 exons. Gene Ontology annotation, biological process: double-strand break repair via homologous recombination; DNA replication; nucleotide-excision repair. The record is from RefSeq and is a predicted model, not a curated record.
UCGUCACGAUUCACGAUUACGCGUUUUAGCUUUUAGCAUUUACGCGAUUAAUCACUGUCCGGCGUACACGGUACACGUUUAAACUGUGCAUUCGACAUCAAUUUCGUUAAUAAUCAUAGUUUUCUCUUCAACGAAUACUUUCCAACAGUCUUAAAAAUGUGGGGUGACGAUGAAGGUGGAUUCAAUGUCACAAUGACACAAAGUCCAACAACAGCAUCUGGAGUAGAACCAAAACAAAAUACUGUAAUUUCAGUAGCUAUUCGUGAAUUAUUAGAUAGUAAUGAGGAAAAUAAAAAUACACAUGUUGUAGUUGUUGGAAUUAUCAAGCAGGUUGAAACACAGACAUUAAAAAAUAUGUUUACAAUUGAAGACAAUACUGGUCGCUUGUUAUGUAUUCAAUGGGGAGAUGAGAACGAACUGUCAAGAUAUCCUAAAUUGAUUGAAAACGCAUAUUUUAAAGUAGUUGGUAGUAAAAGAAUUCAAAAUGACAAAGUCACAUUGCUUUGUCAUAGUGUAAGACCUUUAGAAAGUCUAAAUGAAUUAACACAUCAUUUAUUAAGUAUUAUUGCGUUACCGUAUCAAACCGAGGAAAUCAAUAUGGCAAUUGGAACACAGCAGUCAACUGCAACAAACCAAAAGGACUUUUUAAUCAGUGGUGAUAAUACUAAUGGGUAUAUGGAUACCACUAACAAUUUAUCGCUGAACCCUAAGCAAUUAAAAGUUUAUACAGUGAUUAAGAGGUGCCAAGACGAGGCAGGUUAUUCGGCAUCAGAUAUUCAAAAAAUACUUCCAGAUAAAAUGUCAUUGCCAGAAAUAGAAAAGAUUCUUUCAUUUUUUAUUGAAGAAGGACAUAUUUUCUCAACCAUUGAUGAGAAUCAUUACAAAGUCACUGAUUUUGGAAGUUAAUUGUUCAAUUUUUAGUACUUAUUAACAUUAUUUAAGAAAUUGUAAACACUAUGAAAUAAGUUAUUAUU